AUGGCAUUGUCCAAAGAUUACAACACGAGCCUUGAAACUUUUCGUAUUUUCUGGCUCGAUAAAAAUGUACACCGUGAGGAGAACAAACAUUCACAAAUAAUAUUACGGGCAAUCAUCAAUAAUUUGCAAGUAUUUGAUGAUGAAAGCGAAUGUGAGAAAGUGAUUCGAGAUGUUUCUGUAGCUGAUCGAAUUGUACUCAUUGUCAGCGGUAGCUUGGGCUGUGAAAUUGUACCAAAAGUGCAUGAUCUGGAACAAUUAUCAUCGGUUUAUGUUUUCUGUUGGGAUAAAGCUACAAAUGAAAUAUGGGCACAACAUUUUCCGAAGGUAAAGGAAUUAUACGUUAAACUCGAUGACCUAAUUAAUAGAAUUCAAGAAGACCAUAAACUAAGAAGAAUGGAAGAAGAAUCAUUAUCAAUGAUGACCGUUUUCAGUAUGACUGGUCAACUAGAUCAAUCGUCAUCGGGAAUCAAUGGUCAAUUUGUACAUUUUCAGUUACUGAUUGAUGUUUUAAUUCGCAUGAAACCGAAUGUACAUGAUAAAAAGGAACUGAUCGCCUUAUGUAAACAAGAAUACAACAAUAAUCAAACGGAAAUGAAAAAUCUCAGAGAUUUCGAACAAAAUUAUUUGCCUUGUGAGGCCAUACGGUGGUACACACGCGAAUCGUUUAUUUACAAAACACUGAACAAAGCAUUGCGUGUACAAAAUAUAGAUUUACUUUUCCUAUUUCGGUUUUUUAUUCGUGAUAUUUAUCGACAAUUAUGUGAAAGUCAGGAGCCAUCACAAUUUGAAGUGGUUUUUCGUGGUCAAUGGAUGUCAAAUGGUGAAAUAGAUAAACUUAAACAGUCUAUUGGAAACUUUAUUUCUAUGAAUUCUUUUCUCUCUACAAGUAAAAAAGAAUUUGUAGCACGUCGAUUUCUCGAAGAUGAUCGUGACCAAAAUGACACUUCAAAGCAAAAGGUCUUGUUCAAGAUCACUGCUGAUCCUCAAGUCGGUGCUAACAAACCGUUUGCCGAUAUAAGCCAUUUAAGCUACUUACAACUUGAAUCUGAAGUUCUCUUUAUGAUUGGUUCAAUUUUUCGAUUGGAUCGUAUUCAAGAAGGUGAUAGCAGUAAUGAUCAAUUGAACAUAUUUGAAAUGUCACUUUGCGGAGACAAAUAUGGACUGAAGAAGCUUUUCGAAUUCAUGAGAAAAGAAUACGAUAUCGAAGAAACAAAUCUUCUCUCGUUCGGAAAUGUGUUAAGAUCGAUGGGGAAAAUUAAUCAUGCUGAAAAAUACUAUCGGCGUUUACUUAAUGAACUUCAUGAAGAUGAUCCAUUACUUGCUCAUGUUUACUAUAAUAUUGGUUUGGUGGCGAAAUUAAAAUGCGAUUAUGACAACAGUAUGGAAUAUUAUCAAAAAGUACUCAAAAUCUCGACGGAAAAUGGUCCAGUGGAUAAUGUGAUUCUUGCUAAGACGCACAAUGGAAUCGGUGAAAUUCUUUGGAAAAAUGGCGAAAAAAAUCAAGCACUAGAAUCAUUUAAGGAAGCUGUGAAAAUUUUCGAACAGGCAAAAUUAGGCGAUCAUGCUGGCAUGGCUUUAUUUCAAGAUAAUAUCGGUCUGUUCUAUCGAGAACAGAGUAAUUAUCAUGAAGCGUUGUUUUUCUAUGCUAGAUCACUGAUGAUUCGACAAAAAUGCUUACCAACAAAUCAUCCUGAUUUAGCUAUAUCUUAUAAUAAUGUUGGUAACAUUCGUUUACAGCUGAACCAGUCGUCUAUAGCACUUGAAUGUUUAAAAAAAGCGCUUCAAAUUAGAACCAAAGCAUUUCCACCAGAUCAUCCGGACAUCGCAAGUUCUCAUAAAAACUUGGGCGAUCUAUAUGAAAGUACAAAUGAAUUUAAGCUAGCAUUGAAAUGUUUUCAUAAUGCAGCUGAAAUCUACCAUGAAAUAUGGCUUCCGAAUCAUCCGGAUGUUAUUGAAAUCAACGCAGAUAUUCAGCGAGUUUCAGAUAAACUUGAAAAAGCGUAG
This is a messenger RNA of Rotaria socialis, 2004 nucleotides long. The record is from the annotation of a GenBank genome assembly. NCBI's taxonomy places the organism in Eukaryota, Metazoa, Rotifera, Eurotatoria, Philodinida, Philodinidae.